Messenger RNA from Chelonoidis abingdonii (Abingdon island giant tortoise), 1797 nucleotides. The record is from RefSeq and is a predicted model, not a curated record. Lineage: Eukaryota; Metazoa; Chordata; Testudines; Testudinidae.
UACGGUUCCCAGGGGAGUGGGUGUUCCGCUGCGUGCGGGCCGGGCCGGGAGCUUGCCGGGCCUGGUGAACAGCCGCCCAGAUGUUGUUCACUUGAAGUCCAGCUGUUCCGGGGGCCCAGCCGCGCCCGGUAUUCACAGGCGAUCUGCUCGGCUCGGGGACGCGCCGCUGUGGGGGUAGAGGGGGGGACCUGGCUGAAUCCUGGAGCAGAGGGAACAUCCCCCAGCCCAAGCCCGGCACCCGCGCUAGCAAAGUGUAAGGAGACCCGAAGGCGCGGGGGGGAUCCUGGUUUUGUCCUGCCUUGUUUGGGGAAUUGUCAACACAAACUGCGGGCGCUUUUUGCUGCGCUGCUUGGCUGCAGGGACGGGAGCACAACCCAAGCGGUCUGACUCUCUUUGUGUGUUCGGGGCUGCAUUACGCGGGGACGUCAGAUCCUGAAAUUCCCUCUCAUAGGUCGAAGCGCGUGUUGGUGUGAGAGUGGCGGGGGGGAAGCCUGUGGUUUCGUGCCCGGGCCAGGCUGCACAGCGCACCAGAAGCAAGCGGCGGAUUUGGACCUGCCAUCCCCACCGCCGAAAGAGACACCCCGGGCCACAAACAGGAAAGGCUCGAUUGCUCCCCAGAUUUAGAGUGAAGCGAAUAAUCCCCUGCCGCCGCCUCGGACCUGCCUUGAGAAUCGAGCCCAGACUGGCCAUUGUGAUGGGUCUUGGAGGGGAGCUCGGGAUCCGGCCCCUGCUUCUGGACGGCAAAAAAUCCUGUUCAACACAAGGAAGUUGAAUCCCGUUUAGUGUUGGGGAGAAUCCGGUGGGGGGAAAUACCGGAGACAAGAUUUAUAAUUUCAUCCUCAGGAACUACACUUCCUCCCGGCAGCACAUUCCAUCAGCCGGCUGUGGAUUUUAUACUUGCUUCCAAAUUUAUUUAUUUUUGUAAAGUUAGCUGGGUGGCUGUUGGCUUUUUGGUUUUUGGGAAGAGUCUUACCCCUGGACUAGUGUCGGAGACGCGGCUUCUCUUUGCAAUGGGAUUGCAGAUUUCUUAGCUGUGUUGUGGUCACGCUAAAUUCGCGACUUGCCCUCCACCCUGAAGUUUCCAUAUAUGAAAUGGAACAUCGAGGGCUGUUCGGCGCCCUUGGUUACCUGAUGUUCAAUGCACCCCUGCUGUUCAUAGUCAACGCUACAUUUACCGAAGUCCCCAAAGAUGUGACUGUUAGGGAGGGAGAUGAUAUUGAGAUGCCUUGUGCUUUUCGGGCCAGCGGAUCCACCUCUUACUCCUUGGAGAUCCAGUGGUGGUACCUUAAAGAACCAGCCAGAGAACUUGCCCAUGAAUUAGCCAUCAGUGCCCCUGGCAGCAGAAGCAAGGUAACAAAUAAGGAUGCAACUAAAAUCAGCACGGUGCGGGUCCAGGGCAAUGACAUCUCGCACCGGCUGCGGCUGUCCGGCGUGCGGCGGCAGGACGAGGGCGUGUACGAGUGCCGGGUGUCGGACUACAGCGACGACGAGACCCAGGAGCACAAAGCCCAGGCGCUGCUGCGGGUCCUGUCGCGCUUCUCCCCCCCCGACAUGCAGGCGGCCGAGGCGGUCUCGCACAUCCAGAGCAGCGGCCCGCGCCGGUACAGCCCGGCCAGCAGGGCCACCGUCGAGCCCGGCCUGGAGAAGCGCCUGCUGCCGCCCCAGGGGGCCGAGGCCGCCGCCUCAUCCGCCGCCUCCGCUACCGCGGCGUCCUCCUCGGCCUCGCCCCCUCCCGGCAAGGCCGCCAUCCUCCACCAGCAGCACGGAUCAGGUAAAAGUAGACCUAAAUUGUAUUGA